This is a messenger RNA of Blastomyces dermatitidis ER-3, 2615 nucleotides long. RefSeq names its product isoflavone reductase. The transcript is spliced from 5 exons. Bases 1139 to 2062 code for a protein of 307 amino acids. Gene Ontology annotation, molecular function: oxidoreductase activity. The record is from RefSeq and is a predicted model, not a curated record. Lineage: Eukaryota; Fungi; Ascomycota; Eurotiomycetes; Onygenales; Ajellomycetaceae.
AGCGGGAUGAUCAACGCGCAAAUGCAGGAUAUCAAGAACGCAAUAACAGCUGCUGCAAACUAACUACGGCGUCACCAUAGCAAAGGCACAGGCACAGGCACAUUCGACUCUUCCCAUAUAUGUAUAACGGUUGGGCGGGACAGCGAGGCCGAUUACGAGCGAAUCUAUAUAUUCUUGCAAUUGUUUCUAAGAAACAGAUAAUAGCCUCGGCAUUGAAAGAAAGCGAAAUACGGCCGAAGUGUGAGAUAAACUUGCUUGCCUUUGGUUCUGACAUGUAACGAGGAAAAUCUGAGUGACUGAUAAUCUCGAGCGCCCAAGCGUUCUCACGAUGCUCUGGCUGGAGAGUUAAUCCCUAGCCGUGGGGGUCAUAUCAAGCUGUCAAAGGGGCAGAAUUUUGUCAUCAUGUCACAAUAACGUCCUCCUCCCCAGAUUCAGGCGAGUGACAAAACGCUCAAAACAACAAUAAUGCGCAGUUCCAUUCCUCGUCACGAAGCCUAUUAUCAAAACACCUGUGCAAGCUCGGUUUUACAGGGGUCCAUAUCCAUGAGCAUGCCUGCCAACAUAGCUUAAAUCCGUUUCCCUUGCCGCGCUACGAACGCGCGCAGAUACAUACCAUAUUUUGACGACUUGGGCGCAUCUUAAGAAGGUUCAGCCUGCCAGGCUCUGCUCGGUCUCUGACCCUAGAAAACAACAGACCGCAUUCUGCAGUGAGAUCCCGGAUUAUCAAUCUUUGCAAUUUGUAAGCUUGCUCUUGUGCGGAUGACGUGCUGCCCUUGACAUCACCACCAUACCAUCCGCCUAGUAUCCUCGGAGUCGUGAACUGGAAGUGUUCCCAAAGCCCAAAAGAACACCACAGUUUUCCGAGAGAUGACGCCGUUGAAGUACAAGAUGAAUCUAGAUGACGCAUCUUACAUUCAUUAUUCUAUCCAGCAUGUGAUGGCAUCUGAUGAAAAUAAUGCAUUCGACUACAAAUAGCCCUCAUUCCACCUCCGUUGAACUCACUUUGUUGAAGUCGUGGAGUAUUAGAAAAUAGGUUCGAUACAAGAUAGAGCUCAUCAUCUCGGAAAAGUGAUAUUGACCGAUUGAUUUACUUUAAUUUUACUUUUGACUAUAUCAUCGCUUCAAUUCCAACUCUACAAUGUCUCCGACUCUCAAGAAUGUCAUUGUUGUCUCGGCAAGUGGGAGAGUAGGGGCCACCAUUGUAUCCGCUCUACUGAACUCCGCUCAUGGGUAUGCCGUCUCAACUCUUUCCCGGGAGGGAUCCAGCUACAUCCCACCAGUGGGUGUCACAAGCAUCAAAAGCGAUUACACGCAUGACUCCUUAGUCAAAUCCCUAAAGGGUCAGGAUGUUGUGGUAUCUGCCAUCGGAGCUGCUGCCGUGCUCGAGCAAAUCAAGUUAAUUGACGCCGCGAUCGAGGCAGGGGUGAAGAGAUUCGUUCCCAGCGAUUAUGGCAGUGAUACGCGGAUCAAGCACUCACAUUUGCGCGUGCCCUUUUUUCCGAUGAAGAAUCAAGUCUUUAAAUAUCUAGAGGAAAGGCAGCACAAGAUUGAGUGGACUGUUUUCCUUUCAGGGCCUCUUUUGGAUGAAACCCUUAGAGUCGACUUCCUCGGCUUCGACAUUGCCAACAAGACCACAACGUUCUGGGACGAAAGAUACAAAAACGUCCGUUUCUCAACCGCACGCCUCACCCUCGUCGCGGACGCGGUCGCCCAGGCCCUCUCCCCCGCCAUCUCCCCCAAAACAGCGAACCAACUCCUCGCCAUCCGCGACGCCACCGUGACCUUCGCGGAGCUACUCAACGCCCUCGAGGCCGCCACAGGUUCCCCAUGGCCACUCAACCACGCCGACUUGGACGAACUGGUCGAGGAAGGCAAGUUGAAGGCUGCAAAGGGCGAUUUCAGCGGGGUCUCGCAUAUGAUUGUGCGGAAUAUCCUGGAUGUAGAGUCUGGGGGUGAUUUCGAUGAGAGGGGGAUUGUUUCGAAUGGGUUAGUCGAGGUCGAAGGGUGGGGGUUGCAGAGGGUUGUUGAUGCGGUUGUUGCGGAAGUUCAGGGGGAACAAUGAGGGGAUAUAGUAAGUUGAGGGAAGGGAUGUUAAUGGAAGUUUGGUAUAUGACUACGAUGAUUUGGAACCAUAUUUUAUGCCUCUUAUCCUCUCCCUUUUACCUUUCUCGAUUAAUUAUAUGUUUUGCUCUUUUUAUUUGUUAAAUACAGCCUAUCCAUCAGACCCCUUCCACUGUCACAGACGAUCUACGCCUGAUGUGUACACGGUACGAGCACGUCUCCAAAUUUCUACCAGCCAAUCCCUUUUCAUCAAUGUACAGGGCGGUUUUUACCAGCCAGCUUUCUACACGUGCACCCAAAAAUACUUCUUUCCAUUUCGAAGGGUGCGCACAACAUGGAAGUUUGAUAUGGAGAAUACAAUUUAUAUGCCCCCUAUCAGAUAAACAUAAGUUGACAUUAAAGCUUUCAUACAUUUCUUGACACUUUCCGGCCCGGGGCCUACUAGGUACCUAUGUAUUUGAGCCAUAGUAUCGUAUCCCCUAUCAAAAACUCAACCUGGAGGCUUCAAACGGGGAAAGUGGGGGGUAUGGGUAUUUUAAUCUACAACUUUUGAC